This is a messenger RNA of Solea solea (common sole), 1354 nucleotides long. RefSeq names its product ORAI calcium release-activated calcium modulator 1b (gene orai1b). Gene Ontology annotation, biological process: store-operated calcium entry. Gene Ontology annotation, cellular component: membrane. The transcript is spliced from 2 exons. The record is from RefSeq and is a predicted model, not a curated record. Lineage: Eukaryota; Metazoa; Chordata; Actinopteri; Pleuronectiformes; Soleidae. The coding region runs from base 217 to 888 and encodes 223 amino acids. Gene Ontology annotation, molecular function: store-operated calcium channel activity.
CUUGUGGGUAAUGUAAGGUGCAGACUCGGCGUGCCGGAGAGUCUGGUCUGGAGGUGCCUGGUGGGAAAAUAGCUUCCGCAGUUGUCGACGAGGGUGAAGUGUGCGCCGUUGUUAUCGUUAGCAUGUUGAACGCGUGUUUGAAUCGCGUCUCUCUUGAGUAACAGCAGGUAAAAUAAAAAAUAAAAUAACAGUCCUCAGACGCGAAGACACGUCAGCAUGAGUCUGAACGAGCAUUCACUGCAGGCGCUGUCCUGGAGGAAACUGUACCUGAGCCGAGCCAAGCUGAAGGCUUCCAGCCGGACAUCAGCGCUGCUCUCUGGAUUUGCUAUGGUGGCUAUGGUGGAAGUACAGCUGGACAACAGCUAUCCUUACCCACCCGCUCUCCUUAUUGCCUUCAGUGCCUGCACCACUGUCCUUGUGGCUGUUCAUCUGUUUGCUCUGAUGGUCAGCACCUGCAUCCUGCCCAAUAUAGAGGCUGUCAGUAAUGUUCACAACCUCAACUCUGUGAAGGAGUCUCCACACGAGCGAAUGCACCGGCACAUCGAACUGGCGUGGGCUUUCUCUACAGUCAUUGGUACUUUGCUCUUUUUAGCUGAGGUGGUUCUCCUCUGUUGGGUCAAAUUUUUGCCAAUCAAGCCCAACAAGUCCAACAAUAACACCGUUUCCUCUGGCGUUGCCGCUGCCAUUACGUCCACCUCCAUCAUGGUCCCCUUUGGUUUAGUCUUCAUAGUCUUUGCUGUGCAUUUCUACCGCUCCUUGGUCAGCCACAAGACGGACAGGCAGUUCCAAGAGCUGGAGGAGCUUUCUAACCUCACCAGGCUUCAGAACGAGCUGGACAACAGAGGAGACUCUUCCAUCUUACAGUCUCCAAGCUCACAUUUUCCAUAAAGUAUGGUGGAUUCAACCCAGAAGCCAUGGCUUGGCUUCUCUCUUUUUUUUAUUUUGGAUGAAGAUGUAUAUCUCACAUAUCUGUGGUUCAUUGAGUUUUGUGGAAAAACUAUUUUUUUGAAUGCUUGAUCAACUGUGAACUAACAGACCUGCCAAGAUGCAUGUGAUUUAAAAUUCAUGUCUUAACUGUGAUAGUUGGAUGAUCUCACAUAACAAUACAAGGAAUCCUGUCUGUUGCUUGCUGCAUUUAUUUAUUUUUGUGAACCACAAGUAUUCAACUUUUAACUCCUUGUUCACUGUGCACAUGAUCUAUUGUAGGUGUUCACUGCUUGCUUUUGUAACCCCUGUUAAUUGUGUAGACCGUCUCCACAGAGGCCUAAAACUUGAAUAUUGUUUGAGCAAAUUUGCUGACAUGUUGUAGCGCACAGACUGUGGUUAUAAAAUAAACACUUUUUUACUAAAAGGC